Molecule: messenger RNA, 2560 nt
Organism: Tachysurus fulvidraco (yellow catfish)
Lineage: Eukaryota; Metazoa; Chordata; Actinopteri; Siluriformes; Bagridae
Gene: ada
Product: adenosine deaminase
Exons: 11
Coding region: 116-1213 (365 amino acids)
Biological process (GO): purine ribonucleoside monophosphate biosynthetic process; inosine biosynthetic process; adenosine catabolic process
Cellular component (GO): external side of plasma membrane; cytosol
Molecular function (GO): adenosine deaminase activity
Source: RefSeq, a predicted model, not a curated record
UGGACUAGACUGAGCUAUCGUGCUCAGCGCGUGCAGUUCAGCAACUCGGCAACUUCGUUACGGUUCGUGCCACGAGUCGGUAAGUGAGUAAGUAAGUAAGGACGGAUUGUGAACCAUGGCGGAAAUUUGUGUGAAUGGCGGAAAAGCUACGUUUGACAAACCCAAGGUUGAACUGCAUGUGCAUCUUGAUGGCGCCAUCCGGAUCGAGACCGUACUCGAUGUGGCUAAGCGGCGAGGUAUCACCCUUCCUGCAACCACGGUGUCUGAGAUGACUAGCCUGUGCACGGUGGAUAAGCCGGGAACAUUCACCGAAUUCCUGGACAAGUUUACUCAGUACAUGCAUGUCAUUGCAGGGGACAGAGAGGCCAUUAAGAGAAUCGCUUAUGAGUUUGUGGAGACCAAAGCUAAAGAAGGAGUGAUUUACGUGGAGGCGAGGUACAGCCCGCACCUGCUGGCCAACUGUGACGUGGAGCCGAUACAGUGGAACCAGGAAAAGGGUGACGUGACACCAGCCGAGGUGGUGCAUCUUGUGAAUGAGGGCCUAAAGGAGGGAGAGAAGGCCUUCAAGAUCAAAGCUAGGUCCAUUUUGUGCUGCAUGCGGCACAUGCCAAACUGGUCCAUGGAAGUGUUCGAGUUAUGUAAGAAGUAUCGAAACGAUGGUGUAGUGGCCAUAGAUUUAGCAGGAGAUGAAUCUAUAAACUGCACAGACUUUCCUCUUCACAGCAAAGCCUACGAGGAAGCAGAGAAAAGUGGCAUCCACAGAACCGUGCAUGCGGGAGAGAUCGGCCCUCCAUCUGUCGUGAGAGAGGCGGUGGAGGUGCUGAGAGCGGAGCGUAUUGGACACGGUUAUCGCACCAUCAAUGAUGAGGCUCUGUACAAGCAGCUGCUUGAACGGAAUAUGCAUUUUGAGACGUGUCCAGUCUCCAGCAAACUGACAGGAGCUUGUGAUCCGGACUUCACCAAGCAUCCACUCAUCAGGUUCAAAGAAGACAAAGCAAACUACUCUCUGAACACAGACGACCCUAUGAUUUUCAACUCCACCCUGGAGACCGACUACCAAACUGUUAAGCAGUACAUGGGCUUCACCGAGGAAGAGUUUAUGCGGCUGAACAUAAAUGCAGCCAAGUCCUCCUUCUUGCCUGAAAAGGAGAAGAAAGACUUACUGAAUCAGCUCUACGAGGCCUACGGCAUGAUCAACGACACCACCUUCUAAGCACAGAUCAGCUAACCCUAAGCAGACCGAGUCUUUCUGAUACACUCCCUUCGCCAAACUCUUACUGCAAUAACAAAGAGCGCUCCUACUAAUGAAGUAUUAGCUUGUUUUUUUUGUUUGUUUUAUUUCUAUACAAUACAAUUUAUAACAAUUUCUAUUUGUGAAAUACAGUUUAUACAAUUAAAUACAAUUUUAUAAUGGUAUAAAUAUUAAAUCUAUUUAAUAACAAACACUGAAAUGUAAAUCCUUCUGCCUCUGUGGCUGCAGUGCAGACACCGGUACAUCGCAGAGGACAUACAAACAAGAAAAGUAAAUGGAAAAGAAAUACAGAAACUGGAAUUAUUGUACAUUAGGGAUAAUGUAUUUAUUUGAUGUCAAGUUCAAAAUUAUUUGCUCCCUUCAUAAAGCAUAUGAUGGGAUGCGUUCAGAUAAGAACAAAAAUGAACCCCUCGACACGAUCAACAAAAAAAUUAUAAUUAUAUACACACACAACACAAAGCAGCUGAUAUGCAUGGUAAAAUAUGUAGAUUGUUGUAGGAGGAUAUUUUGGCCCACAACCUUGUGGUUCAGGCUAGACCACAGAUAAAACUUUCUUCUAUUGUCUCCAACCUGUUACAGGCCCAGUAAUGGAGUAGUAUCCAUAGCAGGAAUCACAAAACAUCAAUUGCAAGGAUACAUUUUAAUGUGAAGCUAGACGUAAUUGCUAUAUUUAAUACAAAAAUAAAUAAAUACACAAUGUAUCUUAAAAUAUUACGUACUAUGUUUUUUUUUUUUUAAAUGGAUGGUGCCAAUAUAUCUGGAGUGCCGUGUACUACAGUACAUCAGUUCGGCAUGUGUCUAAUAGAGUUUGAAGAUUUUAAAGAGAACAUGUUUUCAAUUAUUUUUACUACAGAUUGUUGUGAUUGUGUAAUCAUAUAUUUGUAUGCCUUUUUAAUAUUGUUAAUGUAUGUGAAUCUAUUUUUUUAACACCAUACACACAUGAAAUGAAAUGUGUAUAUUACUUUUACUGGAAUGCAAGGAACCACAGUGUGAGUCAUCCCUGUUUUACAGUACAGCAGUUAAAUAAAAUAGUUUAGAAACAAAAAAUGUAAUAAAAAAUCUAAAUAGGGGGUUUUGGCUCUUGGUUGCUUUGCCUGAAUUCAGGAGUGUAACUGAUUAUAGUUUUACUUACAACAAAUAAGCGAAUGUGAUUAGAUUUGUGAGUGACUGAUUAAUUCAAUGAUUUAUAACCUGCAUUUUUACACCAUGUCCAAUUUUUCCUGUAAGUGUAUACCAAAAGUGUAUUAUAACUGCUGUGUCUGAGAAAUGACAUGCGUUCAUAAAAAGGUUUUUGGAUUGAUUUGUUAA